AUGAUAAUGGCAAAAUAUGACCUUGAAGAUGCUUACACUUUACUCGAAAAACUCGGAACUGGCUCUUUUGGAACAGUAUAUAAAGCCGUAAAGAAGGAAACAAAUGAAGUUGUAGCAAUUAAGAUAAUUGAUAUGGAGAAUUCUGAAGAUGACAUAACUGACAUACAACAAGAAAUAGCUUUAUUGGCACAAUGUGAUUCUCCUUAUAUCACUCGUUAUUACGAUUCUUUUGUUAAAGGAUUCAAAUUAUGGAUUGUUAUGGAAUAUCUUAGUGGUGGAUCAUGUUUAGAUUUGCUUAAACCUGACACAUUUGAUGAACACCAUAUUGCCAUUAUUAUUAGGGAACUUUUGUAUGGGUUAGAAUAUUUACAUACUGAAGGCAAGAUCCACAGAGACAUCAAAGCUGCCAAUGUUUUGUUAUCAGGAGAUGGAAAAGUCAAACUUGCGGACUUUGGUGUGGCCGCUCAACUUUCAAUUAGUGGGACUAAAAGAACAACAUUUUUUUGGAUGGCACCAGAAGUCAUUCAACAAGCAGGUUAUGAUCAUAAGUUGGCAAAAGGUGAACCUCCAUUAUCCGAGUAUCAUCCAAUGAGAGUUUUAUUUCUUAUACCAAAAGCAAAACCACCAGUUUUAGAAGGAGGCUUUUCUAAUUCAUUCAAAGAUUUUGUCUCCUUGUGUUUAAUUAAGAAUCCAAUUCACGCAAGUCGUCCAACGGUAAAAGAAUUAUUAAAACACAAGUUCGUCAAAUCAGCUCGUGGUACCGUGCAAUUACAAGAACUAAUUGAAAGAUUUAACAACUGGAAGAUUGAUCGACCAAACAGAUUAACUAGUAUUUAUAGAACAAUGUCAUUUGUUAAUAAUAACAGUUCAAUAGAAAGUUGGAACUUUGAAACUGUUCUAAAAGCGCAUAAUGAUGGUACUAUAAAAUUAACCGGUGGUGAAUUAAAUCAAUUAGAACAGAUGAUUUCCUCCUCUUCUUCCUCCAAUGUAAUUGACAAAGAAAAAAUUGCCGAAACCAACAAAUCAAGUAUACUUUCUAAAUCUAUAAAUGAUGUUGAAGGAUUUGAUACAGCAAAAGCACCAAGAAAAUUUAGUGUGUCCACAGUAUCAUCAUCAUCCAAUUCAUCUAUUUAUAAAUACUCAAAAAACAUCCAGUUUAUUGACGCUAUUACAGAAGAAGGAAUCAUCUCAAGAAAUCUUGUUAAAUCGGAUGAAUUAAAGGCAUCAGAACUUGAAGCAUUAAGUAUGUUUGAAAAAGGGGUUGAAGAUUUAGACAACAAUAACCCUGAAUUGGAAUCAUCAUCACCGCCAUCACCUGGACUUGGUUUUACAGAAAUGAUUUAUACAAGAUGGAUUGAACAAUUGAAAUUUAAAUGGUUAUGGGGUUAA
This is a messenger RNA of Entrophospora candida, 1389 nucleotides long. Lineage: Eukaryota; Fungi; Glomeromycota; Glomeromycetes; Entrophosporales; Entrophosporaceae. The record is from the annotation of a GenBank genome assembly.